UGCAUGCUCAACACAACACGCGGGACGGAACUUCGUCUCUGCGAGCAGUGUUUCGCUUUUUCUUCCACUAGAAUAUUCCGUGAGGAUGUCGCUCGUGGGAAAACACGGUAAAGAGCGAGAGAGGAAGAAUCUCAACCUUGAGCUUUUUUUUUCUUCGCCAACAUCAACAUCAUCAGUCUCAGCUUCUGCUGUCCAGUCCUGGUCCUCCCAAAACCUUCCGCCAGACUUUUCAGACGGAUGUUGGCUACAGUUUCCCUUUGAAGUCUGCCCAGGACGCGCACUAGGUCCUGUCUUCCACUAACCCCACCUGUCCUCCGUCCAUCAGCCAACGUCCGCAACACCGCUCAUAUAGGCACAGGUGUUUCGUGGUGCUCAAUACGUACUGCGGACGUGGGACGUGUAUUCUGAACGACCUCUGUUGACAAAAUAAAGAGACGAGUCAGUGCGAACAAGCGAGACAAAAUGGAAAACAACGUACGUUCUGUCUUGCGUGCUUCGAGUCUUCCUCAUCGGCUCUACCGCAUCUGUGCCACACAAUCAUGGUUGCUACGUACGUUCGCCGUCAUAUUCAUUUCCCUUCACUGUGGCAGAACCCUAUACGAACCCUACUGGGAGAUCUGACCACCGGCUCUAUUCCUAGCAGGAGCCUUGGCAGAUGUCCCAAAAUCUUUUAAGCAACAACCUGUUGAGGACUCCAGCAGUGGUCCUCCGAAAAAGGAGACCCACUGAGUCAACCACCUGUUUAUUUUGAGAUCGGGGAAAGGGUUUAAAAGGGUUUCUGCGUCGCACUACGAAGCAGAAGACACUUGUUGAAUGCAGGAGGCCCUUUGCAGACAAGGUACGCUGUAGCUUACGAAGUGUUCGUGCGGAACCUGAAUGGCCGCGUCUGGGACCACAGUGUUAAAGCAUCACUUUGGAAACCAGGACUUGAGACCACCAGCGUCGCGGGACCUGCAACGGCCGCGCGCCAAGUUGACCCGUUCUAAAGCAAUCACCACUAUGCACUUGGACUUCUUACCUUCUUCGGACUGUGAUAGUGAAGGUGAAUGUUCAGGUGUCGCUUCGGCGACGAACUACUUCUGUGACCCAAACAACUACUUCGCUCCGUCCUCAUUCUCCGACGGCUCCCCGUGCGGCCUGUCUUCUCCGGGCGAGCAACACGCCGGCUCCAACUGCCUGCAAACCUUUCCAGAAGACCUGUUCCGGCUCCCCUUGUCUGCCAGAGACAUCGAGAGGCGUCCCACGGACGAUUACGAAAGAGACUUGAGUGUACUGGGAAUAUACCUGCAACAACAGGACCUUCAACGAGAAGACUACGCAUCGAGCACGAUAUCGUCCACGCAGCGUCCCGUUGAAGAAGAUUCUCCCCUUGCCGAGCUGUUUGCUGCGGACGAACAGAACCGUCUUGCGAUGGCACCGGAUGUAGGUUCGAGCUGCUCCGACCUGUCGGCCCUUACGGGGUCGUCGCCGACGUUAUCGAACUUCGCCAGUAACAGGUCGUCUGCCCGGUCUUCCUUUACAAGCCGCGGAUGCCGGAGGAAGAGGUCUUUAUCGAUAUCGCCAUCUUCGUCUGACGGAUUUGAUAUCAAUACGAUCAUUCGAAGUUCGCCAACGUCCUUAGUUGCGUACCUCAGCGGAUCGAGGUGUUCGUCUUCGAGUAGCAUCUCGUCCUGCCCCGGUGCAUAUGGCCAUCUCUCAGCUCGUCCAAGCAGCAUUGGAAGCCCUAGAUCAGGAACGAUGGGACAUAAGCUUAGCUCCGUGUAUUCCCCCACGUUCUUGAAGUCUCUCGCAGACUGUGCCGCCGUCGACAGUAACACGGUGACGCUGGAAGCGAUACGCGAAGUGGAGCAAGUAGCCAUGCGAGAAGACAUCACGGACUUCUUCGAUACACACGGCAACUUGGCCGUCGUGGAACAACCGCAAGUCAAACAGGAAGAACUCUUUCAAGCUGAAGAGGAACUCGAGGAAGAUCGCCUGCUAACAGCCCUUGACCUUCCGAAGCUCCCGCCAUCUUACGACCAGCACAUGGCUCGUAAGACCUGCUUCCAGAAGACGCACUCUUCCGACAGUCAGCCUUCGAAUUACUCCAGCUUCGAAAGCACGAGCUCUGCCGACGGCGUUGGAGAACUUGCCGAAGUCGACUCGACGACACCCGAGUCGACGCGGUCGUACGAUUGCCAGUGGAUCGACUGCAAGGGUCUGUUCACGGAUCAGGACAGCCUCGUGCGACACAUUGAGAAGUGCCAUAUUGAUCAACGUGUCGGGGACGACUACACGUGUUUCUGGCAGGGCUGUCCGCGUCGUCAUAAGCCUUUUAAUGCGAGAUACAAGUUGCUCAUUCACAUGAGGGUUCACUCGGGAGAGAAGCCCAACAGGUGUACGUUCGAAGGCUGCACAAAAGCAUUUUCGAGGCUGGAAAACCUCAAGAUCCAUCUCCGAUCUCACACUGGAGAGCGCCCUUACUCCUGUCAGUUCCCCGGAUGUCCGAAAGCGUUCAGCAACUCUUCGGAUCGAGCCAAACAUCAAAGGACGCACCAGGACACGAAGCCGUACGCGUGCCAAGUUCCCGGCUGCUCGAAGCGCUACACGGACCCGAGCUCAUUGCGGAAACAUUACAAGAAUCACACAGCCAAGGACGACAGUGCCAGGAAAAAGAUUCGCAGCGAGAAUGAGUCGGAAGCGGUGGCCAUCAAUGACUGCUUGGACGUGCCACCAGCCUCAAGAGGAGAUCGACCAAAGCUGGAGCAUGCAGACAGCGGCAUCGGAAGAUCGCCAGGCGGAAGCUCCGUCAACGAAUCUUGUUACGCAGGUCCUGGAUACCCUUACACACAUCUGAGCACCAGCGACAACGAGCUCAGUUGUCAAUCUUCGCCGAGCACACCGUAUGAUCCCAUUUCUGGAGCUGCAGAUGACAUGCUUCAACCGGGACAUCCCAUUCCCCAACUAAGACGCAGUCCCUCAGCCAACUGUGCCAGAAGUCCCACGCAGAGCUUUAUCUUAGAGGUUCCUUGCUCGGAUACCAUGUCUCUUCACAGCUUUGGCUCUUCGCCCUCUCCGAUGGAUCGGGAGGGACAAGUAUCUGAGGUGCAAAUAGACGGCGACCUGGAGCCACUGAUGACGCUGAGCAUGUCGGACUUGAUGAUGCUGAAUGGCCUCGGGGACUCCAUCAGCUCCAGAGAGGAUUCUGCCGACGAAGCCGUGCCGCACGCAGAGCAUGAGCAAGCGACCAACAACUACAAACCUCUACCACCGUUCGAUGCCUUCUACGCUAGCCUGGACGAUUUGACACAUUUUGGAGGAGUGUCUUGAAACACCGGUCUACCAUAAGAAGCGGUAUAAUGUUGUGUAGACCCAAAGACAGGACACAGCACCCCCGAAGAGGACUCCGGUGCCCUCAUGAACCACAGAUGGACGUCGUCCUGUGACGGUGCUGGUGUUGAUAACAACGCGUUCACACGAAGCCCUUAAGUUCACAGACUGUUAGUGGUUGGGAAGACGCUGCAACGAACAGUGCUGAACAGUGCUGAACAGUGCCGUUCGUGUGCCCUCUCAGUAUACUGUCCUGCAGUUCCAGGCGCGGACACUGCGAUGUCACCCUUAUUUAUAGCUUCCUUUCCUCACUUAUUUUUAUAUGCUCACCGAGAGUUUAUUGACCUGGUCUUCAGCAGUAGCUACUGUGCUACGGACCCAACAUGAUGUUGUAACAAAUAAAUUGUAUUUUAUGAUG
Messenger RNA from Ornithodoros turicata, 3727 nucleotides. Its product is annotated as zinc finger protein GLIS3-like. Gene Ontology annotation, cellular component: nucleus. Lineage: Eukaryota; Metazoa; Arthropoda; Arachnida; Ixodida; Argasidae. The transcript is spliced from 9 exons. Gene Ontology annotation, biological process: regulation of transcription by RNA polymerase II. Gene Ontology annotation, molecular function: RNA polymerase II cis-regulatory region sequence-specific DNA binding; DNA-binding transcription factor activity, RNA polymerase II-specific. The record is from RefSeq and is a predicted model, not a curated record. Bases 877 to 3309 code for a protein of 810 amino acids.